Octodon degus (degu) is the source of this 2787-nucleotide messenger RNA. RefSeq names its product endoplasmic reticulum to nucleus signaling 2 (gene Ern2). The transcript is spliced from 18 exons. Gene Ontology annotation, biological process: IRE1-mediated unfolded protein response; protein phosphorylation; intrinsic apoptotic signaling pathway in response to endoplasmic reticulum stress. Gene Ontology annotation, cellular component: IRE1-TRAF2-ASK1 complex. The record is from RefSeq and is a predicted model, not a curated record. Gene Ontology annotation, molecular function: ATP binding; protein serine/threonine kinase activity; RNA endonuclease activity. Bases 1 to 2358 code for a protein of 785 amino acids. Lineage: Eukaryota; Metazoa; Chordata; Mammalia; Rodentia; Octodontidae.
AUGGGCAGUGAGGCCCUGGGCCAGGGGAGGGAGGCGGCGCCCAGGCGGGGGGCGGAGUCUCCCCGUCCCGGAGGCUCGGAGGAGCCGGCCACCGAGCAGCCGCCCGCCCGGGGCUAUGCCGAGGCCGUGGGCCCCGCUCCAGCUCCUGCUCCAGGUCGCCGCCGUGCUCGGGACGCUCGGGACGCGCGGGCCGCAGUACAGGUCCAGACCUUCAGGCCGGAGAGCCUCCUGCUGGUGUCCACCCUGGACGGCAGUCUCCAUGCGCUGAGCAAGCAGACGGGGAGCUUGCAGUGGACCCUGAAGGAUGAUCCCACCGCCCAGGGACCGACGUAUGUCACAGAAACGGCCUUUCUCUCUGACCCAGCUGAUGGCAGCCUGUACAUGUUGGGGACGGAGCAACAACAGGGGUUAAUGAAACUGCCCUUCACCAUCCCGGAGCUGGUUCACGCGUCUCCCUGUCGCAGCUCUGAUGGGGUCUUCUACACAGGCCGGAAGCAGGACGCCUGGUUUGUGGUGGAUCCCGAGUCAGGGGAGACUCAGAUGACGCUGACCACAGAGGGUCUCUCCGGUGCCCGCCUCUACAUCGGCCGAACACAGUACACCGUCACCAUGCAUGACCCACGGACCCCGGCCUUGCGCUGGAAUGCCACGUACCGCCGCUACUCAGCACCCCCCAUGGAAGGCUCACCUGGGAAAUACGUGAGCUGCUUGGCAUCCUGCGGGAUGGGCCUGCUGCUAACGGUGGACCCGGGGAGCGGGGCGGUCCAGUGGACGCAGGACCUGGGUGUGCCUGUGACGGGCGUCUAUGCCUGGCACCAGGAUGGCCUGCGCCAGGUGCCCCACCUCACGCUGGCUCAGGACACCUUGCAUUUCCUGGCUCUCCACUGGGGCCACAUCCGCCUGCCUGCCUCAGGCUUCCAAGACUCGGCCACCUUCUUCUUGGCUCCAGACACCCAGCUUCUGAUGACGCUCUAUGUGGGGAAGGAUGAAGCCGGCUUCUAUGUCUCUAAAGCCUUGGUCCAUACUGGGGUGGCCCUGGUGCCUCGGGGACUCACUCUGGCCCCCAUGGAUGGCCCUACCACUGAUGACGUGACAUUUCAAGUCUCGGGAGAGCGAGAAGGAUCACCCAGCACUGCAGUCCGAUACCCUUCGGGCAGUGUGUCUGUCCCCAGCCAGUGGCUGCUCAUCGGACACCAUGAGCCACCCCCGGUCCUGCACACCACCAUGCUGAGGAUCCAUCGUACCCUAGGGAGUGGGACUGCCGAAACAAGACCUUCAGGGAGCACCCAUGCCUGGGCUCUCUUCUUGAGGCUCCUGAACCUGAUCCAGGAGGCACCACGGCACUCAGAGCUGCACCCUGAAGAGAAAAUUCCAGUGUCUGCUCUAGGGCUGGGAUACCACGACCUGCUGGCAGCUGUCCUUACUGCCACCCUCCUGGGCGGCUGGGUGCUCUUCCUCAUGUGGCAGCAGCAGCAGCCGUUGGUGGAGAAGCAGCGGCAGGUUUCCCAAGCACCUGCAGGCACUCCUGAUGUCCCAGAGGAUGCCCAGGCCCACGCCUCUGGGGCCACUGCAUCUCUGAGCCAGAAGAGGCUGCAGAGCCCUUCGGAACAAGCCUGUGACCCUGAGGCUGAGCAGCUCACCGUCGUGGGGAAGAUUUCCUUCAACCCCAAGGAUGUGCUUGGUCGCGGAGCAAGCGGGACUUUCGUUUUCCGGGGACAGUUCGAGGGGCGGGCAGUGGCUGUCAAGAGGCUCCUCCCGGAGUGUUUCGGCCUGGUGCAACGGGAAGUGCAGCUGCUGCAGGAGUCAGACCGGCACCCCAACGUGCUCCGCUACUUCUGCACCGAGCGGAGCCCCCAGUUCCAUUACAUUGCCCUGGAGCUCUGCCAGGCGUCCUUGCAGGAGUACGUGGAGAGCCCCGACCCGGACCACUGGUGUGUGGAACCCAGGAUGGUGCUACAGCAGCUAACGGCGGGCCUGGCCCACCUGCACGCCUUGCACAUAGUGCACCGCGACCUGAAGCCAGGCAACAUUCUCAUUGCUGGGCCAGACAGCCAGGGCCGAGGCAGGGUGGUACUCUCAGACUUCGGCCUCUGCAAGAAGCUGCCCGCCGGCCGCUACAGCUUCAGCCUCCACUCGGGCAUCCCGGGCACUGAAGGUUGGAUGGCGCCUGAGCUCCUCCAGCUGCAGCCCCCAGGCGACCCCGUGAGUCUGUGCAUUGUGCGGGUGGCGUUCUGUCUCGGCCCUUUCCUGGUGCGGCUGUGCAUGCAGGCAUUUUUAUCUGCAGAGGGGGUAUCUACCCCUUCCUACCCAGAGCAGUGGUUCUACUUCCCUACCCACGGGGCUUCAGGCAACGUCUGACGGCACUCCUGGUGUCUUGGCUGACAGCGCUGCUGGCAUCGCUGGGUGAGGGCGGGUAAGCAUCCCACAGUGCCCAGGACAGCUGGCCCAUGGUGUCAGAAGUGCCAAGGCGGAGAAACUUGAACUAGAAAUCAGUCCUCACUGUGACUUAUAAUCACUGGCAAACUCAAAAGAGAACAAACAAGAAAGAAUGCCCAGGUCCGUGUCGUGGCUCCAACGUAAGGUGGAGCCCGGAGGGUGGAGGUCGGCUGAUAGAGACGCCUCCGGAGAGCUGGUCACUCAGCUGGGAGCCCAGCCGGAGUGGCUGAAACAGCGUCUGACCUCCAUGGAGACUCGGGCUGGGGCCUCAGGAUUGUAGACUUUGCUGCUCUGAGUAUGGGUGCAAGGUGAAUGGCACAAUGACAGCAGCACAAAAGGAGUCUCCAGGCG